Molecule: messenger RNA, 1776 nt
Organism: Coccomyxa subellipsoidea C-169
Lineage: Eukaryota; Viridiplantae; Chlorophyta; Trebouxiophyceae; Coccomyxaceae
Exons: 12
Coding region: 1-1776 (591 amino acids)
Biological process (GO): long-chain fatty-acyl-CoA metabolic process
Cellular component (GO): intracellular membrane-bounded organelle
Molecular function (GO): alcohol-forming very long-chain fatty acyl-CoA reductase (NADP+) activity
Source: RefSeq, a predicted model, not a curated record
AUGUCGGUGGCCACUCUAAGACACCAGAUGUCCUGCCCAUCAGACUUCAUGCGCGUCGGAUCGGUCAUCCCUCUGGAGGUGUCCACAAGCGAUGGCCCGGCGGCGCACCACACAAUCUUGGGAGAGUCUUUCCUGCGCAGCGGCCGCCCCAUCAAAACGCGGUUCGUGGAGAAGUCGCAGAAAAUUCCCAGGACGCCGAAGACGCCAGCAAAGACACAGGGCAUGCCAACGACGUACACCUCUGGCGAUCAGACCUUCCCUAUGCCAGCUUGCAGUCUGGAGGGUGUGCACAGCAGCCAGCUGGGCCACGGCAGAAUAUCAGUGAAGUCAGCCUUCAGUGGGGCGACGCUCUUCAUCACCGGGGGAUCAGGCUACGUUGGCAGCGUGGUCUUGGAACAGCUGCUCAGGUUCUGUCCAGACGUCGCAAAAAUCUAUCUCCUCAUACGCGGUAAACGUGGCAACACAGGUGAGCAGCGGCUGGAUGCCUUGUUAGCGCGCCCUCUUUUCCAUUUGCAUAGACAGUCCGGGGAGUUCCCCAGCGAGGUGAGGGAUAAGUUGGUGGUGGUGAAUGGGGAUUUGGGCCUGCCGGGGCUGGGAUUGGCGCCUGCCGACAGGAACGCCCUCGUGCGGGACGUGCAAUUCAUCGUCCACUCUGCAGCCUCCAUCUCCUUCGUGGACCACAUCCACCGCCUCAUCGCUCACAACUACGUCGCGACGCGCAACAUGGCGCAGCUGGCGUCGGAGAUGCGCCAGAUUAAGAGCUUCCUCCACGUCAGCACCGCUUACGUGAACUGCCACCUGGGCCGCAACGUGCACGUGGAAGAGCGGCAAUAUCCGUUCUCGGUCGACGGCCGCCCGGUCGCGCACGCUGACAUCAUCGCUGAGCUGGCAGCGCUCCCCGCUGAUGACGCCGAGCGCCGGGCGAAGGAGUACCUGCGGCAGAGCGGGCACGUGAACACAUACACGUUCACAAAGAUGCUGACUGAGCUGGCCAUCGCCGAGUUCAACAACACCGCGUUCCCCGUCGCCAUCGUGCGGCCCUCCAUCGUGGGCGCCAUUGCAAAGCACCCCUACCCCGGCUACUUUGGCAACAGCGCCGGGCCCACAGCCUACUUCCUGGCGUUCGGCAGCGGCAUUGCCACGAUGACAUGCCACCGGCCGCACAACAUCUUUGACCUGGUGCCCUGUGACGUGGUGGGAUCAGUCAUCCUCGCCACCUCAGCAGCUUCCGUCCAGAACUCGUGGGACCGCAGCCAGCCGCUAAUCGUGCACGCUGCGUCAUCGACGAGUCACCCCUGGAGCCACUUCAACAUCUACAAGGAGGUGGUCUACCCCUACUGGUCUGCCAACCCGGCCAAGUUCCGCUUCAACUUUGGCGGCUACCAGAGGUAUGAUGCGAGCGGCCCGUGCUCUUUCUACCAGAAGGAGGGAUCAGCAAUCUUCCGCGCGCGCCAGUGGCUGGGGGCCGUAAAGUUCACGAUUGUGUGCGGAAUCAUCCGCGCUCUCGGCUACCCGGCACUUGCCAAGAAAGUCUGGGCCGGCUGGCAGGCGUGGCAGACGUACAACACGCCCAAGCUUGACUUCCAGCUCUUCUUCUGCUCCGUAAACGCGAAGGCGCUCGCUCGGCUGCUGGUGGCCGACGAGCUCAAGCAGAUGCCUCUGCAGUGGGAAGCUCCCCACGACGACAAUGUCAAGUACUUCAGGACGCACCUGGACUACAUGCAGCACUACUUCUUCGGCGGCAAGGAGCUCAAAAUGGCCAAGGGCUACUCGUGA